Fraxinus pennsylvanica is the source of this 945-nucleotide messenger RNA. The record is from the annotation of a GenBank genome assembly. NCBI's taxonomy places the organism in Eukaryota, Viridiplantae, Streptophyta, Magnoliopsida, Lamiales, Oleaceae.
AUGGAGAUUAAUCAAUUCAUACACAGAGUUUCUCGCAUUUUCCCUUCUUCUUUGACUUCAUGCCAGUACAGAACGCUAGCAGAUGCAACAGAAUCCUCCGUUAACAACCCUAAAACCAGUCAAAAUCGCCAUGAAAAUGAACUUUUUUCUUCCAAAAAGCCCCCAACAAAUGAAUUCAAGAAUCCCAAAAAAACCAUAUUUUUGGGUUCUGAUAGAAAUGGAAAAUGGUGUCCUCCUGUAACCCCGGUUUCGGGUUUGAAUUUGAAAGGUAAGGAUAAAGAAAGUUCUAAGAACUUUAUAGCCCACAGUUCUUCAUCCAACAGUGGGUGGUUUAGCGAUGAAAAAACUGAAGCUGAUGCAGAAACGAACACGUUGUUUAGCCUUUCAUCUACAGUUUCCUGCGAGUCUUUUACUGAAUCAAGCCGGAGAAUUGAUAAUGCCGUACUCACUGAUCAAUACAGCCGAAAAACCACCAAAACUAGCUGUAAAACAGUUCAAAACCCUGUUAAAUCCGCUUCAAAGGAGGAGAAAACCAGCAAAAAUAUCAGAAAAAAUGAACCGGCCAUGAAGCCUAAAAAGAUUGUCCUGGAAUUUGGUUUUGAAGUUUCCGAUAUGUCAACAGAGAUUUACUACAGUGAUUCCAGGAGAGUUCACCGGAAAACCUCCCGGAAAAUGCGAAAGACUAAUCCACGUAGAAGAUCAACGAAUUCUUUUCGACUUGUGGAGGAUUGGACUGAAGAGAGUUAUGCAAUGGAGAAAUGUUCAAAGGAUCCACACAGUGAUUUUAGAGCAUCAAUGGUGGAAAUGAUUGUGGAGAAGCAGAUAUUUGGAAGCAAUGAUCUUGAGAAGCUGUUGCACUGUUUCUUGUCAUUGAAUGAAGCUUCUUAUCAUGGAAUUAUUUUUGAUGUUUUUAAUGAGAUUUGUGAUACAUUGUUUUCUAACUGA